Messenger RNA from Closterium sp. NIES-67, 1119 nucleotides. Lineage: Eukaryota; Viridiplantae; Streptophyta; Zygnematophyceae; Desmidiales; Closteriaceae. The record is from the annotation of a GenBank genome assembly.
CCCAAGCUCUCAGCUCCAACAACUCACCAUUACAGUAUCGUGCUAGGCUUCUUCGACAUCCGAUUGCUCGUCCAGUUCUCCUGAGCUCCCUUCUCAGCUCUCUCUAGAACACAACGCGAACCCUUGCUUUCAAAAGAUGGCGACUCCUUCCGUAGCGCCGUUGAGCUCGAAGGUCAUCCGCAGCCGCGUCGACGACGUGGAGAUCCGCGCGCUGGAGGGCAAGCUCGAGCUGCUCAACAUCCAGCGCCAGCUCAGCGCCGUGCGCUGCGAGAACUUCAUCCACAUGCUGCAGUCGUCGCUGCAGCACGCCGGCGACGAUGACGACGACCUCGCUCUCGACCUCGGCGACUUGCCCGUCCGCCGCUCAACCAUCCCAUCGCGCCGCUCCUUCGAGGUUUCGGCUCGCCACUCGCACCUGUCGGAGGACUUCGCGUACCUCGACGGCGCAUCCGAUCUCUCCCGCUCGCGCUCUAACCCCUCCGCGUCGACCCCCCUCACGCGCUCGCUGGGCUCCCGCUCGGCGCGCUCCAGCACGUCUUCCCCCGGCGGGCUCACCACGCGCUCGCUGCGGCGCCACGCCAGUCUCAACGCGCGCCGCAACAACAUCUUCCGAUGAGGGCUGCCGCUCCACCACGCGCCUUCCAGAUCUCUCACAUCGCGACGACGCAUCCGCCUCAACCCUCAGCCCUCAGCCUUUGGCCCUGAGCCCUCAGCCCUGAGCCCUGAGCCCUGAGCCCUGAGCCCUGAGCCUUUGGCCCUGAGCCCGCCUGCGUGGUCGCGCGGUCCCGUCCACCACGCGCCUGAACCCCCCCCGAGCCCAAUGACGGCAAAAUCUGGCGCUCCUAGCGCUCUUCUCGCGGCUCGACCUCGCGACUUCGUCUCCACAGCACGGACAGUGGCAGGUCGACGACAGGCCUCACUCGCCGAGCCAAGACGAGCAGAUAACAAACGCCGCUCGCGGCGGAGGCUCGCCGUGAAUCACGCCAGCGGCGACGACUGGUCGCCCUGUAUGAGCCCCUCGAGAUAACCGUUUUAUGCGGAGAUAAGUGAUUAGUCUGCGGCCGCAGACCAAAUGCGUUGCUGCGCAUGUGCAAUCUUGUAAAUGCCUUCAAAUGAAUU